AUGUAUUUUUGACCCUUUUCCCGAAACAAAAAGCAAGGAAGCUCUCUCGGGCAACUUAUAUUUCUAGUUCUUGGCGUUUGCUUUUAGUUGGAAUUCAGAAACACAAAGAAAGAAAGGAUGGCUUGCGUGCACGAUCACGAUUGCGCCGACCAUAACUGUUCCUCUGAUUGGUCUCUCUUCAAGCAUAUUGAUCUUCCUAAGGUGUCUGCUUUGAAUGAGGCUGUCACAGGGAGUGUCAAAUCAGUUUUUAAACCUUGGGAGCAGCGUUUGAAUACUUCGGAGGGCCACUUGGAAAGCAAUGAAGGUGAUCCUGAACUAAUUGUUUUCAUUCCGUUCACAGCAGAUGUUAAAAUCAAGAGCAUAGCAAUUGUUGGCGGUGCUGAUGGAACAAGUCCAGCUAAGAUGAGGGCAUUUGUCAAUCGAGAUGGGAUUGAUUUUUCAGAUGCUCAAUCUAUGCAAGCGGUUCAGGAAUGGGAUUUAGCAGAAAAUCUGCAAGGAGUUUUAGAGUACCAGACAAGGUAUUCUAGGUUUCAAAGUGUGGGAAAUAUCACAUUGCAUUUCCCUGAUAAUUUUGGUGCUGAUACAACACAAAUACAUUAUAUUGGCUUGAAAGGAGAAGCCACACAGCUGAAGAGGGACGUUGUUGCAAAUAUUGUUUAUGAGAUUAUGCCUAACCCCUCUGAUCACAAGACUCGAUCUGAGACUGGCGGAGGCUUUUCACAUGUGGAAUAAGUUGUGUUAUAUGCAGCUCUCAUGGGUAGAGUGCUUUUGUCUCUGAUGUACACUGUGAUAGAACUUAUAGUCGAAAUAUAGCCAGGAAUUAUUAAAUAAUUUACUGAAGUUGCAUUAACUGCCCCCAGCUGCCUCUUCUCUCUCCCUCUCUCUCUCUCUUUUUUUCCUUCUAUCUUUUGACACAAUCGGUCAUUUCUUGUGACAUCAUAUUCCAGUGGAAGGGUGACAUAUCUACACUGAUUCGAGCUA
Molecule: messenger RNA, 981 nt
Organism: Lycium barbarum (goji berry)
Lineage: Eukaryota; Viridiplantae; Streptophyta; Magnoliopsida; Solanales; Solanaceae
Exons: 9
Coding region: 118-732 (204 amino acids)
Source: RefSeq, a predicted model, not a curated record